GCAAUACUUGCCUCAGGAAUAGCAAUUCCGAGCCCUUCUCCUCGCACGACACGGAAGGCCCCACAUCUAAUGUCAACAAGGGAACUUCUCAGUCUUCCAACGACGACUACGCACUUUCGAAGGUUUGCUGCGAAGAGUGGACCAAUUUGGUGGCUGCAGGAUCGUAUUGAGGAGAUUUUGAUGUGGAAGAAGGGUUGGAAAGUUACUACGGCUUGGAUGAUGACAUAUGCUUUCAUAUGCUACUUUCCCAGACUAGUGCUGCUCAUUCCACACGCCAUCCUCUUGACAAUUCUGUUAUCAGCUUACUCAUAUCGCAAACCGUCCACUUCUCGGCAAAUGGAUGCACCUAGCAAUCCGCCUUAUACACAACCUGCAGAAGGUUCGCCUGAAUGGUUCUCAAAUCUGCAGGCCAUUCAAAAUUUGAUGGGCGUUGUGGCUGACACGCAUGACAUGAUUUUAUUCGUGUUCGUUCCACACCUGACAUUUUCGACACCCUACUCGUACAGCAUUCUUGCGUUCACCGCCCUAACGGCCUUGUCUCUCCUACUCGUCCUUCCCCUAAUUCCUCUUCGCCCCUUAUUCCUCGUACUCGGGCUCUUACCAUUUGUGAUUGCGCAUCCGUUCACACUUACUUAUCUACCGGUAUUACUUGCGCCUCACAUGAAGCGGAUACGGAUGAGGCUUGCAAGAUUUGUCGAUGAUGACCGCUUAGAAGAUCAUCAUUUGAAGAGCGUGUUACGCGAAGUGGAACUUUGGGAGAACGAACGCCUUGGUCCAGGUCCGGGAGGUUCUCCCGUAUUUGGCAAAAACCAUCUGAAACCACACGAACGAAAGGGCUGGACACGAGGACGUGAUGGAUGGGAUAGUUCGGGUCCAGAUGGGAGUGGAGAUGUCAGGUUUGUCAUGUCCUAUGAUUUCAGGCAUUGUUUGUUUGGAUCGUUCAUGUCCUUUCCUCCCCUCGUUCCAUAUUGGGGCUCAUCUACGCUUUUCAAAUUGCUAACCGUAUAUAGCAGCAAUCUCACGUUUACACUUGAGGUCGGCUGGGCUUUUGUAGAAACGGAGGACUGGCGGAAAGACUUGGAGGCAUCUUGGACAGCCGUGGAAUCGGAUGAUGAUGGAUGGGUCUAUACGAAUGAUGCGUGGAUGGACCCUCAAAGCGCUCCGCUUGACUCGUGGAAGUCAACUGGUGUAACGCGUAGACGAAGGUGGAUACGACGAAUUUACCAGACCAAGUAGGACUUUGUGAAAGGAGGCACGGUGUAUUGUAUCUCUAUAGUACUAAUAUCGCUUUGUAAUUUUUUGUUAUUUCUCCGCGCUUUCGUGGACUUGGUUUUCCACCUCACCAAACGCCAUUUAAUGAGGGUCACGC
Fomitiporia mediterranea MF3/22 is the source of this 1369-nucleotide messenger RNA. RefSeq lists its product as uncharacterized. The record is from RefSeq and is a predicted model, not a curated record. Lineage: Eukaryota; Fungi; Basidiomycota; Agaricomycetes; Hymenochaetales; Hymenochaetaceae. The coding region runs from base 70 to 1236 and encodes 388 amino acids. Gene Ontology annotation, cellular component: peroxisomal membrane. Gene Ontology annotation, biological process: peroxisome organization. The transcript has 4 exons.